CCUAGACGACUUGGGGUGUUACACACUCCCCUCACUGUACCUAAUUUUUAUUUUAUUGUGGUUUUUGCAUGUACUUGAAGGGCUCUGCCCCGCCAGAUCGAUUGAGCUCUUGGGGUUUUGACUUGGCUGUGCGGCAGUGAGAUAAGGACCUCCUGAAUGUGCAAAUCUUUCAGCGAAACUCAUCUCAAGCUAGUUGCCUCUAUCCUUGAUGCAGCAAAAGUCGGUGGCAACGCGUAAGAUUCUUGAUACCCUCCUCAUCAGGUUAGCCGGAUAGGAUCCUUGAUCAGCAGCACCUACAUCUAGGAUUUCUUUAGUUUGAACUUGGGCUUUUGUUGGGUUAUGGGUGCAUUACUAGUUGUUAUCUUGGUUUGGGCUUAGGUGCCUUUCCUGUUAUGCUUGGACCUUGGACCCCAUCUGUGAUGCCUCUUUUCCAUUAAUGCUAAUAUCUCCUAAAGGGUUGGUCGUUCAUUAAAAAUGCGGUGUUCUGUGUCCAUGCUUAAAUUCAUUGAUAAUUUGGCUAUACUCACCCCAGAUAAUCCUCUCAUCUCAUUAUUUUAUCAGCGCUCACUGCUAAAGUGCGCUGUUGUUGCACAACGAACUACGAAGCUCUGAGUUUCGGGCUUAAAAACCCUGCACCGAAACUCGCGGCCUAGAAACACCCGUGCGCUAUGUCCUCGAGGUACAUGAUAAUUUAUCCCCAGUAUGCAUUACUAUCAUACGCUGGAUAAGAAAUGUCACUUAAAACCUAGACAAACACCCUAAUUCUCUCCCCCCUUCGCUCUCCCUCUCUUCUUAUUUGGUUUCUUUGAAGAAGGGAAAUUCAAAACAGUCUCUUGGAGUUCAACAGGUUCAUUUUAUUUUCAUCUUUUAAAUUUUACCUUUACAUGCACUCUAUUUUGUCAAUUUCUUGAAGCUGGGGUAUCUUCAAAAUUCAAUCACUAUAGAAGCAAAAACCCAUUUUACAGUUUCACCUAUAGAAAAUCUUGAAUCUAGGGUUUAGAUGAGCUCUUCUUUGCAGCUUCAAUGAUAGGGAAAUGCUGUAUAAUUGAGCUUCAUGUUUUUGUUAUAUAUUUGUUCUGUCAAGUGGGUAUUGUUAAUCUGAAUCUUUGUUGAAAUGGGUAAUGUGGAAAUACCCAAAUGGCUUAAAGAUUUGCCCUUGGCCCCCGAGUUCCGGCCUACUGAUACUGAAUUUGCAGACCCAAUUGCUUAUAUAUCGAAAAUUGAGAAGGAAGCUAGUGCCUUUGGUAUAUGUAAGAUUAUACCUCCCUUGCCUAAACCUUCCAAAAGGUACGUUUUUUAUAACUUGAAUAAAUCCCUUUCCAAAUGUCCGGAAUUGGGUGAUGGUGUGGAUUUGUCAAAUGCUUCUUCCUCAUUGAAAACGGGUUUAGCGGAUUGUACUAAUGAAGGGGAGGUUAGAGCUGUAUUUACGACCAGGCAUCAGGAGUUGGGACAGGGUAUGAAGAGAACAAAAGGGAUGGUUAAGGAGAGCCCCCAAUUGGGUGUUCAUAAGCAAGUAUGGCAAAGUGGGGAGAUUUACACAUUGGAACAAUUUGAGUCUAAAUCCAAGGCUUUUGCAAGGAGUUUGUUGGGUAUGAUUAAGGAGGUUAAUCCAUUGGUUAUAGAAGCAUUGUUCUGGAAAGCAGCUUCAGAGAAGCCUAUCCAUGUGGAAUAUGCAAAUGACGUGCCUGGGUCGGGUUUUGGAGAGCCAGAGGGUCAGUUUCGGUAUUUUCAUAGACGAAGAAGGAAGAGGGCAUCAUAUAAGUCGUAUAGAAGAAGGAGUACAGAAAGUUCUGAUUGCAAGAAAAAUGAAAUGGAUAAUGUAAAUAAUUCAUGUAAUGAUGAAAUUAAGGGUGCUGCUUUUACGAAUGACCCAAGUACAUCCUCAGGACCAAUACCCACAUCAUCUAUUACUUCUUCAACCUCCAUUUUGGAGGAUAAUUUGAGAUCUUCUAAGCGAAAAAGUGUUAAUGCUACCAGUGAUAUGGAAGGUACUGCAGGUUGGAAGCUUUCUAACAGCCCUUGGAAUCUGCAAGUAAUUGCACGCUCACCUGGGUCAAUUACGCGAUUCAUGCCAGACGAUAUCCCAGGUGUUACUUCCCCUAUGGUUUAUAUUGGUAUGCUGUUCAGUUGGUUUGCUUGGCAUGUUGAAGAUCAUGAGCUUCACAGCAUGAAUUUUCUGCAUACUGGCUCUCCAAAGACUUGGUAUGCUGUCCCCGGAGAUUAUGCAUUUGCAUUUGAGGAAGUUAUCUGUACUGAGGCUUAUGGUGGCAGUAUUGAUCGCUUAGGUGCUCUGACAUUGUUGGGUGAGAAGACAACCCUUUUGUCACCUGAGGUGGUAGUUUCAUCCAGCAUUCCUUGUUGUAGGUUAAUACAGAAUCCUGGUGACUUUGUUGUGACUUUUCCACGUGCUUAUCAUGUAGGAUUCAGCCAUGGUUUUAACUGUGGGGAAGCGGCUAAUUUUGGAACUCCACAAUGGCUUAAAGUAGCCAGGGAAGCUGCAGUACGCAGAGCUGCCAUGAAUUAUCUUCCCAUGCUUUCCCAUCAGCAGCUGCUAUACCUGUUGACUAUGUCUUUUGUUUCCAGGGUACCUAGAUCACUGCUACCAGGUGCACGGAGUUCUCGUCUUAGAGACCGUCUGAAAGAAGAAAGAGAGUUGUCAGUGAAGAAGGCUUUUAUAGAAGAUAUAUUGAAAGAAAACGGUAUUUUAUCUGUUCUUCUUGGGAAAGAUUCCGCUUACAAUGUGGUAAUAUGGAACCCUGAUUUGUUGCCGUGUGCAAGUAAAGAGUCUCAGUUGCCUAUUACUAUUGCUACCACAUCAGAAGAAAAUGUUUUGCAUGCUCAUUCUGAAGAUAAAAGUGGCACUACUGGGAAUGAUCUGUUUAAGGAGAUGAGUUUGUAUAUGGAAUCUCUCAAUGAUUUAUAUGUGGAAGAUGAUGAUUUAUCAUGUGAUUUUCAAGUUGAUUCAGGAACAUUGGCAUGUGUGGCUUGUGGGAUACUUGGUUUUCCAUUUAUGUGUGUGGUGCAACCAUCUGAGAGGGCAUCAAUAGAACUUCUUCCAGUGGAUCAUCCUUUGGUUCAAGAAAGAUCAAGGGUUGAAAAAUCUGAAAAUUGUCAUUCCUCUGUAGCCUGUGGUGGCUCUAUCAAGUGCUCUGUUCCAGAUGAUCUCCAUCCUGUGCCUGACCUUUUUCUUCCUCUGACGGAUCUGCCAAUGCCCAGAGGGUGGAAUAAUUCUAGUAAAUUUCUGAGACCUCGGAUUUUCUGCCUGGAGCAUGCUGUCCAAAUUGAGGAAUUGUUGCAGUCUAAAGGUGGAGCAAACAUGCUUAUAAUUUGCCAUUCAGACUCUCAGAAAAUAAAGGCACAUGCUACCGCCAUUUCAGAGGAUAUUGGCACUCCUUUCAAUUACAAUGAGGUUGCACUAGAAAAUGCAUCCCAGGAAGAUCUGAACUUGAUAUGUCUCGCAAUUGAUGAUGAAGACCAUGAUGAAUGUGGAGAAGAUUGGACUUCAAGAAUGGGGAUCAACUUACAGUGCUGUGUAAAGGUUAGAAAGAACGCUCCAUCUAGUAAAGUUCAGCAUGCUUUAGCAUUGGGGGGGCUAUUUUCUGAUGAAAGUCCAUCUAGUAAAGUACAGCAUGCUUUAGCAUUGCGGGGAGUAUUUUCUGAUGAAAGUUCCAGUUCAGAUUUCUUAAAUAUCAAAUGGCAAUCCAGAAGAUCAAGGUCAAGAACCAAGUUAAAUUCGCACGCUCACUGUAAGCCAUGUGACACUGUUGAAACAAACAAAGAUUGUGCAUUGGGGGGAAGGUCAGGUAGAGCCAAUAUUGAAAAGGGGGAAAAACUCAUUCAAUAUACAAGAAGGAAGUACAAGGUUAAAAUAGAUUGUUCUGCAAGUUGGGGUCAAGGCUGCCCCAGAAAUCAUGUGAUGGAAGAAGUUUCAGUUUCUGAUUGUCAAGAUCAUGUGAAGCAUUAUGGAAAAACAUCCAAGAUUAGUCCUUCUAAUGUUGAGACAAGUGGAAGUGAUUCUGCAGGAUUUGAUUUCUCUCGCCUUGGAAUGUCUGGAAUGCUGCAUGAAGUGAAGGUGCUUGAAGCAACUGGUGAUAUGAGCUUGAAUUCUGCACCUCUACAUGUUGCAGGCUCCCUUCUAACUGCUAAUGUAGCUGUUGAGCAUGUGGGGGAAGUUGAGAAUCAAACUUUGGAAGAAUCAAAUGGCUAUGAGAUUUUAUGCAAUGUAGCAGCCUGUGGUAGUUUGGGGAUGCAGCGCAAAGAAAGGGUCACUGCAGGAACCUGUCAGGUUGAGGAUUCUAAUGCCAUUGAAUGCUCUAGUCCAUGUGUCAUUGCAGCUGAUGAAAGAUCUGGGAUGCAAGGAGAGUGUCAAAUAAUGGAAAAGUUCAACCUCAGGAAUGAGACUUGUAAUAUGGUUUCUGAAGGACAGCACAAAGUCCUGGCUAGUAGAGAUGUUUUGGCAAAUGAGAUUACUGGUCUUGCUGCUCCAGCAAGUUUACAUGCUUGUACACCUGUGGGACAAAUGGAGAAUGUAGUUGUAGAGAAAUCUUGCAUGAAUAAUGAGAUUAGUGAUUGCGUCACUUUGGGCAAUGAAGUGCAAGUAGAUCUUCAAACUGGCAAAGGUAAAGGUAGCCAGAGCAUUUUAUUUGAUGACACAUCAAUAAAUCAGCUUGCUUCCUCGUUGGAAGAAAAGGCUGAAUUUUCACAAGAGACCUGUUUUUCAGAAGAUAAACUGCAGCAUGAAGUUCAAUUUACUGGUGGAAUUAAUGGGGAGGAACUCAUUCUGAGUAAUGUUAGAUUGGUAAAUCACCCAAAUCAUGUCUCUGUGGAUGAAUGUUCUGAAAUUUCCAGGGAGCCCUGUGCAGCAGUCAAAUUUUGCAAUGGUGCGACUUCAGAGAAUGGAGUGCUGCAGGCAAUUCAGACCACAAAUGAAAGGAAGGCAGAACAUAUCUUGUGUUCUGUAACACAAAUGGAAGUAGAACAGCCUACUACAGCUUCAGUGGAAGGAUUUCCUGAAGUUAUUGGAGGGAGCACAGCUAAAGAAGACUUGUGCACUAUCUCAAGUUCUGAUUCUGAAAUGCUAUUAAAAGUUCCAAUUGCUAACAGAAGCAAGGUGGAAGAACUAGUCCCAAAUCCCCCUACUCAAAUGCAAGAUCCAUUUGUUCCUGUUGCAGUGGAAGAAUAUUCUGAAGCUCCUAGAGAGAAAUGUACUGCUGAAGAUAAUAAUGAUGUUAAUUUAGACACUGAAGUGCAGCAGGAAAUUCACUUAGAUGAUGGGGUGACUAGAGAUGAUGAAGCGCCCGAAAUACGUAAGACUAUAAUUGCGAGUAAUGAGGAGGAACCUCUUUCUAGCCAAGUUACACAGAUAUAUCAACCUAAUCCAGAACCAUUUAAAAAAUGUUCUGGAACUGAUGAAGAAUUCUGCACCAUUGAAAAUAUGCUCAAGGGCCAAGAAGUUUGUUCAUCAUAUGAACUGGAAAGCAACAAAUCCACUGUGGUAGAUCCUGGAUCAACUGCUGGGAAGAGCAGAAAAAGAAAAAAUGAAGUUGAUCAGUUAACAGACAAUAAAUUAAAUUGCAAUGGCUUUAUUAAAAGCCCAUGUGAAGGAUUGAGGCCGAGGGCUGGGAAAGAUGCAACAUGUAGUAAUGAGAUGAAUAUUAGAAAAUCAACUCAGGAUAAUCCACCAAGAAAGAAGGCCAGAAAACCUUCUGAUAUUUCAGUUCCUUGCACAAAAAAGAAAGAAAUCAUGAAGAGAUCUCACAAGUGUGACCUGGAAGGCUGCACCAUGAGUUUUAAGACAAAGGCAGAGCUACAGUUGCACAAACGCAACCAGUGCCCAUAUGAAGGGUGUAGGAAGAAAUUUAGCACCCACAAAUAUGCAAUAAUUCAUCAACGUGUUCACGAAGGUGAUAGACCCCUCAAGUGCCCAUGGAAGGGUUGCUCCAUGUCAUUCAAGUGGGCAUGGGCUAGAACUGAGCAUAUACGGGUGCAUACUGGAGAGAAGCCAUACAAGUGCAAGGUUGAAGACUGUGGCCUCUCUUUCAGGUUUGUAUCAGACUUUAGCCGGCAUAGGAGAAAAACAGGACACUAUGUGAAUACACCUGCCUGAAGAUUUGUCGUAUUCAGGCUGGAAUCUGUAUCAUAUGGAAACGGGGGAUUGGAUUUUGGGGGCCAAAGAGGCCUACCAAAUCAUGUAUAAACUCGAGCAUUCCACACAGGUGUAGGCUAGAGUUAAACUGAUCCUUUUGUAGGCAGGCAUUCUCCAAUUAUUUGAAUGCAAUGAUAGUUGAAAACCCUUUGUGUUU
Hevea brasiliensis (rubber tree) is the source of this 6302-nucleotide messenger RNA. Its product is annotated as lysine-specific demethylase ELF6. Bases 1115 to 6106 code for a protein of 1663 amino acids. The transcript has 7 exons. Gene Ontology annotation, biological process: chromatin remodeling. The record is from RefSeq and is a predicted model, not a curated record. NCBI's taxonomy places the organism in Eukaryota, Viridiplantae, Streptophyta, Magnoliopsida, Malpighiales, Euphorbiaceae. Gene Ontology annotation, cellular component: nucleus. Gene Ontology annotation, molecular function: histone H3K4me/H3K4me2/H3K4me3 demethylase activity.